GGUCCGCCCCCUGCCAGUGACAGCGGGGUCUCCGAGGACCCCCCCUCCGACCAGCUCGACAGCCCCCUGGGGUGCUGCGACGGGGGGCUCAGCGAGGCCUCCUACCCCUACUCCGACCCCGGCCAGCCCCUGCCCAUCCUGGGGGUGCCUGGGGCCCCGCGCCCCGAGGUCUCCAUCGACCUGGACAUGUGGCACCCGGGCUUCUUCCUGGAGGAGAGCCAGGACCCACCUGCGGCCCCCGCGCCAGCAUCCUGCACCCUCACCGUCAAGGACCUGCUGCUCUCAGGCAGCUCUGACCCCCAGCUGCCAGUGCCCAGCUCCCUGCUGCGGCAGAGCCAGGGGCAGUGCCAGGAGCUGGUGCUGACGGAGGACGAGAAGAAGCUGCUGGCGAAGGAGGGGGUGUCCCUGCCCACGCAGCUGCCCCUCACCAAGUAUGAGGAGCGGGUGCUGAAGAAGAUCCGGAGGAAGAUCCGGAACAAGCAGUCGGCUCAGGAGAGCCGCAAGAAGAAAAAGGAGUAUAUCGACGGGCUGGAGAGCCGGAUGUCGGCGUGCACGGCCCAGAACCAGGAGCUGCAGAGGAAGGUCCUGCACCUGGAGAAGCAGAACUCGUCCCUCCUGGAGCAGCUGAAGAAGCUCCAGGCCCUCGUGGUGCAGUCGACCAACAAGGCAGCGCAGACAGGCACCUGCAUCACAGUCCUGCUGCUCUCCUUUGCGCUCAUCGUCUUCCCCUCCGUCAGCCCCUUCGCCUCCAGCAAGGCUGAGCCAGACGGCGACUUCGGGCCGGUGCGAGUUUUCUCCAGGUCCCUGCAUAACGCGGCAGCCUCACGCGUGGCCUACAUGCAGCCCCAGCCCGGGGACGAGAAGCCCCCAGAGCCGCUGUGGCCAGAGCGCCCGGGUGAAGCCCCCGAGAUCCUGCACAAAGCCUUCGGCAGCCACACGUCCCCCCCGCACCCGGACAGAGCCUCCCCCCGCAACAGCACGCAGCCGCUCACCCCACCAGUACUGAGCCAUGGUGAUGGGGACGGGGAUGGCACCAUGCCAGGGGACGGUGCCACACCACCGCUCACCUGGACCAAGGCUGGCCACAGCAGGCCAAUGGUGCUGGAGGCAGCUGAGGAGCUUUAAGCAGCACCUAGGACCAUGGGGGACAGUGGGGUGGCUUAGCACCUCAUCCCCUAUGGGACAGGCCCUCAAAGCGGCCCUGCUGGCGUCCCCACUCCAGGCGUGGGCAGAGGCUGGACCCAUUUGGCUUUGCUCUUAUCUGUGAGCUGGGAAGGGGCAACUGGUUCCCACUGGCCUUGCUGGGAGGGAAGGGGCUGUCCUCAGCCCCCCUGGGGGCAGCAGCAGUUGUGGGAGAUGCAGGGUCCCCCAGGAUGGGGACAAGGGGACAUCAACAUUGCAACUUGUUAGUUUUGUUCUUUUUUUAAGCUUCAUUUUCAUCUCUAAAUAAAAGUUAUUUUGGAA
Molecule: messenger RNA, 1464 nt
Organism: Struthio camelus australis
Lineage: Eukaryota; Metazoa; Chordata; Aves; Struthioniformes; Struthionidae
Source: RefSeq, a predicted model, not a curated record